AUGGAGGUGGAGGAGGAGGGAAAACAAUCUCCAGACUCUCUUGGGGAAGCGUGUGUCCCCGCGAGCCUUUUUGAUCGCGUAACUCUUGCGUUGCGCGGCAAUCUCGAACAUGAGCGGGACAGGCGUCUCCAACUGGCGGACACUGUGUUGAAGCAUCGAGCUGAGUUUGCCUUUGCUCAGCUUGAGAACGAGAGAGCUUUGACAUCUCUGCGUGACGAGCUAAGGGUAGCUCGUGGGGAUGUUGAGCGGUCUCGGGCUGAGAUAACUGCUCAUCAGACCCUUGUCGAUGGCCACCACCGGGAGCACAAGGCCCUCUGCGAGAUGCUUGAGCGCAAGGGCGUUCUUCAUCGGAAGAAGCAGCGUACUGAUGGUACGGCUUAA
Messenger RNA from Peronospora matthiolae, 381 nucleotides. The record is from the annotation of a GenBank genome assembly. Lineage: Eukaryota; Oomycota; Peronosporomycetes; Peronosporales; Peronosporaceae.